Clarias gariepinus (North African catfish) is the source of this 2648-nucleotide messenger RNA. Its product is annotated as ankyrin-1-like. Bases 1 to 1260 code for a protein of 419 amino acids. Lineage: Eukaryota; Metazoa; Chordata; Actinopteri; Siluriformes; Clariidae. Gene Ontology annotation, biological process: signal transduction. The record is from RefSeq and is a predicted model, not a curated record. Gene Ontology annotation, molecular function: protein binding. The transcript has 11 exons.
AUGAAAGAGAUCAUGAAUACGGCACUUGCAAUGCUAAAUACAGCCCAGCCAAUCCCCGAUGAGCUAGUGGCCAAGCUGCUGGGAAACCAGGCUACCUUCAGCCCUGUGGUGACAGUAGAGCCGAGGCGUCGUAAAUUUCAUCGGCCAAUUGGCCUGCGCAUCCCGCUGCCUCCAUCCUGGAGAGAUUGCCCUCGAGAUUCUGGCGAGGGUGACACUACCAGCCUCCGCCUGCUCUGCAGUGUGAUUGGUGGAACCGACCCAGCACAGUGGGAGGAUAUUACUGGCACAACCAAGCUUAUAUACGCUAAUGAUUGUGCUAAUUUCACCACCAAUGUGUCUGCACGAUUUUGGCUAGCAGACUGUCCUCGGACUGCAGAGGCUGUUUCUUUUGCCAACUUGCUGUACCGUGAACUGUCAGCAGUGCCAUAUAUGGCUAAAUUUGUGGUAUUUGCAAAGAUGAAUGAGGCGCGAGAAGGUCGAUUGCGCUGUUACUGCAUGACUGAUGACAAGAUGGACAAGACCCUAGAGCAGCAUGAGAACUUCACCGAAGUGGCCCGCAGCAGAGACAUCGAGGUAAUGGAGGGCAUGCCAUUACACUUGGAGUGCUCAGGGAACUUGGUCCCCAUAAGGAAGGCUACUCAACAGCCGCGUUGCUUCAGCUUUCAAGCCUUCAGAGACAACAGACUUCCUGUCUCUGUUAAGGUAAGAGACAGUAGUAAGGACCCCUCUGGAUUCCUGUCCUUCCUACGCAAGUCUACCAAGUAUGAGGACAGUCAGCAAGUGCUCUGCAACCUCAAUAUUACCAUGCCACCAUGCAUAAAGAUUGGAGGGGGUGAAGACCGAAGGAGGACACUCACCCCUUUGGCCCUUAGAGAAAAAUAUAGUGCACUUAAUGAACCAACAGUAGCAUCAAUGACCGCCAUGGAAAGGAUGGAGUUAAAGAUGGCUUUAAUAGCCGAACAAUUGGGGUUGAGCUGGGCUGAGCUGGCCCGAGAACUCCAGUUCAAUGUUGAUGAAAUUAAUAGAAUUCGGGUAGAGAACCCUAAUUCACUCCUGGAACAGAGUUCAACACUGCUCAAUUUAUGGAUUAGCCGUGAAGGCAAGAGAGCCAAAAUGGAGAGCCUUUUCAUGGCACUGAAGAGCAUUGACCGAAUGGACAUUGUGAACAUGUUGGAAGGUCAACAGGGUAAUCAGGAACAAGAAAGACGUCAACAAAAUGACAGAGACCAUCUUUCUCUUGGCAUAUCAAAUGGUCAAUGAUGGCACCAGAACAUCCAGCGUACCAUAGCUCUCUGUGCAUGGAGACCAGCAGACAAGCAGCCUAAGACCACCGUCCUAGAUCCCAAUCCAAUCGAGCACCCACGGGAUUCGGACAAACAAGUCCAAUCAAGGCCCCACUCUGCAACCCAUAACACCCAAAGGAUCCACUGUUAACAGUCUGAUGCCAGAUUCCACAGCACACAACCAGAGGUCCUGUGGAGUCAUGCCUCAAGGGGCUAGAUCUGCCCAGGUUGCACAAAGAAAACCUAUGUAAUACAUAAUGUUUUGCGUUCUAAUGGUAUGGCUGAUUGGUGUAUAAUGAAUAGUGGAGUGAAAAAAUUAGAUAUUACAUGUUACAAAUUUUAGAACAUCAUGUUACCUAGUAACACCUAUGAAUAGUCUUUGAGUGCAUGCCCUUAUACGUCCAAACUUCACUACUUUCGACUGAGUCAUAGUCAAAGCUCCUUACCUUAUUAAACCUCUUAACCAAGUCAAUUUGUACCUAAAAUGGAAAAGCAAGCCUUUUGAUUCCCGAAAUCUCGAUUUAUAGGAGUCUCGUAGUGCAAAAGCAAGAGAAGAGUUUGUGCAAAAAACACACACACACACUGAAUGAUAAGAUACCUUUGUGAAAUUAAAAACAUGCAAGGCAUACCGCAAGUCCAAACAAUGUGUCGUCCCUCUUCCCUUUGACCCCUCUCUUUGUGAUCACUGGACAUAUCAUCUGCAGCCUAGCCUCUUCCUCCUUCACCUUCUCCUCCUCCUCCACAACUCUCUGACCUUUGACCUCAUAGGGACAUCAUGUUGACCUCUGGCCCUCACCUUUUUAUCCUUAGGCCUGCAUUUUGCCUUUUCCUUUUUCAUAAAACCACACCAACAAUCUUACUGUUUUUUUUUCUGAGAUCAAAAUUCCCUUCUCAUUAGCUGUACACUCAGUGUCCCCUGCAGGAGGGAGGUGUUUCUGACCCUGUCACCUUCUCUGUCUGUCCCCUGUUCCCUCUCUCUGUUGUCUUCUGCUGUCUUCUCUCUUUGUAUUUCUCUGUUACUUUUCACCUACACACCCCUGCUCUCCUCUCUUCUUUCCCUGAUGCAUGUAUGCAUGCACUUGAGGCUCACUGCUGUUUUGACUUCAUCACUGCUUGUGCAUGUAGAGGUUUUGUUCCAAUCUAUGGAGUUUUUGUAUUAUUUUUGAAGGGCUUUCCUUGGGGACUUAAUGACAUAUUUAGUAUCCUUAUACCCCAGCAGGAUUGACUGACAUGCUUACAGAUUAUGUAAACACUGAAGUGUAUUAAGGCCUUUAGAUGGGUGACAAAUAAAAGGGUAACCCUAAUAACUGGGUGCCUAAACAUUAAGACUGCAGACGCUUCAUCACAAGUGUAUGUUCUGAUAAA